Messenger RNA from Neolamprologus brichardi, 1215 nucleotides. The record is from RefSeq and is a predicted model, not a curated record. Lineage: Eukaryota; Metazoa; Chordata; Actinopteri; Cichliformes; Cichlidae.
AUGGAAACAUUUUCUGAUGUACUUGUGAUAUACUUCUUCAUUUUUGGGUCCAUCUCAGGUUUCACUGAAGGAGCUGGUGUGUUGCCUGAUGAUCAUCUGAAUGCAACUGUAGGAGAAACGGCGAUGUUCACUACAACACUGUCUCAAACAGAGAAACCGCUUCAAUCUGUGAACUGGAAUGUUAAUUUCACUACAGAUAUAGUAUACAUGAUUAACUCAGAAGAAACUAUUGAACCUGAGUAUGAAGGCAGGAUCACCUUCUUCCCAUCUACUGCGUCUUUGGAGCUCAGGAGUCUCACUCUGGAUGACAAUGGAGAAUACACUGUUACCAUUGUACAAGAUGGAAAAAUCCAGAAUGGCCGUACUACUCUGUUGAUAUAUGAGAAAGUCUCCAAUGUGUUGGUAAAUUCCAGCAGCACAGACUUGGUUGAGUUCAGUGGUUCUGUCUCUCUGUCCUGCUCUGCCUCUGGAUCCUCUCUCUCUUUCCUCUGGUUGAACGGCAGCUCUGAGGUUACAGCAAGUGACAGAGUUCAGCUCACUGAUGGAGGCUCCAGUCUGACUAUAAUCAAUGUGACCCGCUUUGACCAGGGACCAUUCAGGUGUCGUGUGUCCAAUCCUGUCAGUACUGGUACCAGUGAUCCAGUAAACCUCACCAUCAGCUAUGGUCCAGAAAAUAUACAUUUGAUCUUACCUCCAUCAAAAGGAUACUUUCCUGUAGGGUCAGACAUCAGCCUCACCUGCUCGGUUGGAUCCAGACCCCCUGCCCAGUUUAACUGGUUUCUGAAUGGAGAUCAGCUGCCUUAUACUGGAUCAGAGCUCAGACUGAUGGAUGUUCAGAUGAGUCACAGUGGAAACUACAGCUGUCAGGCCUUUAACAGCAAAACUCUGAGAUCUCAAACAUCUGAGCCUUCAGCCAUCACUGUGCUGGAGAAAAUAUCAGGUCCUUCAAUUUUGCUUAACUCGUCAACAAACCUGCCAGCUGUGGGGACUUCUGUCAGCUUAUCCUGUGAGGCUUCUGGCUCAGUCUUUACCAGAAACUGGAUGAAGGAUGGCUUCAAACUGACCCUGACUGACAACAUGAUCCUUUCUGACAAUAACAGAGUGUUGACCUUUAACACUGUGAAGAAGAAAGAUGAAGGAGAAUAUUUUUGUAAUGUCAGCAACCCUGUCAGCAGUGAUGGAGUUAAAUAUGUUCUGAUUGUUAACUGUAAGUAA